Molecule: messenger RNA, 2691 nt
Organism: Fusarium oxysporum Fo47
Lineage: Eukaryota; Fungi; Ascomycota; Sordariomycetes; Hypocreales; Nectriaceae
Exons: 7
Coding region: 357-2450 (697 amino acids)
Molecular function (GO): glycosyltransferase activity
Source: RefSeq, a predicted model, not a curated record
GCCAACACGAAUCUCUCAGGGCCCUCGAUCCCUCAUACUCUACCAUCUCACCCGGGGUGUCCACGUUUAAGCUGUUGCUAUAGCUCCACUACUCUUUCGAUCCCGACCUCCUACUCACGACCGCCUUUUUGUCUGCCUGUCUGACCUGAUCAAGGAGGUGUACCAAGACUAUAUCUUGCCGCCCAGCCGCAGUCUUGUUCAUCCUCCUCACUUCCUUCACAUUCAUCCGUAGUUGUUUCACUUGAGCUCUCUUUCUCUUCACGUCACAGAGAGAGCUUAUUCUUUUUUAUUCAGCACCAAAUUGCUACCCCGCCUUUACAACCAAUACCCCGCCAAUUGCUGCAAUUGUUGCCAUCAUGAGUUCCAACAAGCCUACCCGCAAGUUUUCCACGGGCGCUACGUCGCACCGCAAGAGGCAGAUGAGCCUUCUCGUCGAGAAGGAUGGUCACGUCAAUGCUCCUCUCCAGACUCUGUACCUUGGAAUCUCUGCCGUUUUCGCCGAUGACCAUACCGCCGUGAUUGCACUUGCUAUCCACGACACCGUCUAUCUCAAUGAUUUCUCCAUCAAGCACAUCUCCCUCGAUGAGGAUAUGCGUGAGGGCCAGGAUCUCAUUGCUGAUCACAUCAUCAACGAGGUUGAGACUUAUGAGCAUGAGAACUUCGUCAAGUUCAUUGGAGCUGGUCUCCCCGUCACGCUCAAGUACAUGAGUCCUUCUCUGUGCUCCCGCCUGUGGCUUGACCUCGAUAUUGUACCUGUUGUGCUCCGACCCGACCACGAAGCCAAGGAGAAGAACUUCUGGGAUGUCAAGCGCGUCGAUGAGCAAGCAGAUUCCAUGGCCCGAAAGUGUAUUCUUAACUUUGGUCCCUCUCUCGUCCCUCAUCUGCAGGUCGGCUACCGCGGCAUUGUUCAGACAGACGCCGGUUUUCGUGUUCAUCUCACCAACCUCCAAAACCACAAGGACACCUGCUCCAGUGCGACAUGGGGUGCCAUGCAGUUCUAUGCCAACAAGCUCCGCGAGAAGAAGACGAAGAUUGCAUUCUUCAGUGCUACUCCCCAGGGUGGUGGUGUUGCUCUCAUGCGUCACGCUCUUGUCCGUCUCAGCCGUCUCUUGGGUGUUGAUGUGACCUGGUAUGUCCCCAAGCCACGACCUGGCGUUUUCCGAAUCACGAAGAAUCAGCACAACAUUCUCCAGGGCGUCAGUCACCCUGACCAGCGCAUUUCGGACGCGGAGAAGGCUGCUAUCACCGACUGGAUUGAGGACAAUGCCAAGCGAUACUGGCUCUCUGAGGGUGGUCCUCUCCGUCCCCCGGAGGAGGGUGGUGCCGAUGUUAUCAUUAUCGAUGACCCCCAGAUGCCCGGCCUCGUCCCCAUGAUCAAGAGACUCACACCUGAUCGCCCUGUUCUGUACCGGUCUCACAUCCAGAUCCGAAGCGACCUCGUGGCCAACGAGGGUUCUCCCCAGAAUGACAUCUGGAACUAUCUCUGGAGCAACAUCAAAGAUACCGAUCUGUUCAUCAGCCACCCUAUCCCCAAAUUUGUUCCUCACACGGUUCCCAAGGAGAAGGUUGUUUACCUGCCCGCUACUACCGACUGGAUUGACGGCCUCAACAAGCACAUGAACAAGUGGGAUACCGGCUACUACGCUCAUAUCUAUAACCAACAGUGCCGAAACCAGCGAAUGACUGAGCUCGAUUGGCCCAACCGCAAAUACAUUGCUCAAGUUGCUCGGUUCGACCCUGCCAAGGGUAUUCCCACUGUCAUCGACUCAUAUGCUGAGUUCCGUCGCCGUUGUGACGAGGCCAACAUUUCUGAUGUUCCCCAGCUCGUCGUCUGCGGUAACGGAUCCAUUGAUGACCCAGAUGGUGCAAUCAUCUUUGAUCAGACUAUGGCCCAACUUGAAGAUCAUUACCCUCACCUCCUUGACGAUGUCAGCGUCAUGCGCCUGGACGCUAAUGACCAGCUUCUCAACAUGGUCAUCGCCAAUGCCCACGUUAUUCUCCAGCUGUCCACUCGUGAGGGAUUCGAAAUCAAGGUCUCUGAGGCUCUUCACGCCGGAGUUCCUGUGAUUGUCUCCAAUGAAGGCGGUAUCCCUCUUCAGGUCAAGGACAAGGUCAAUGGCUACCUCGUUACCCCUGGCGACUACAAGACCGUUGCUGGACAUCUCAUGGACCUGUACACCGAUCAUGAGCUCCAUUCCAGGAUGUCUCGUGAGGCUAGGAACGGUGUCAGUGACGAGGUCGGCACUGUCGGAAACGCCCUUGGCUGGUUCUACUUAGCUGCUAAGUGCCAGGAGCUGGGUUGCAACCCUGGUCUCAAAGGUGAUGAGAAGUGGGUAAACGAUAUGGCUCGUGAAGAGGCUGGUUUUCCUUACACUGAGGGCGAGAAUCGUCUUCCUCGUCACUACACGCAGCGAAAGGAAGAGCAGACGGUCCAGGAAAACGGCGAGUAAUGUUCUAAGCACCGUUGCUCUUGUGUUAGAUUCAAUUUUAUCCAAAAAUGUCUGGGGUAAGAAAAAAGAAAGAGGAUAGAGGCUUAUUUGUUUGAGGUCAAAGGAUCGUUAGAAAUGUUGUUCAUGACUACGACGGGCUUAUUUAUGAAAUGUCGGACCACAUGGUCGGGAACGAAUUCUACUUAUAUUCAGUAUCAGAUUUAUGUUGAGCUUAUGAAAUACCAUUGUCUUAUGUGUAUAA